This is a messenger RNA of Ochlerotatus camptorhynchus, 1816 nucleotides long. Its product is annotated as TNF receptor-associated factor 5-like. Gene Ontology annotation, biological process: protein K63-linked ubiquitination; tumor necrosis factor-mediated signaling pathway. The coding region runs from base 31 to 1518 and encodes 495 amino acids. Gene Ontology annotation, molecular function: protein binding. NCBI's taxonomy places the organism in Eukaryota, Metazoa, Arthropoda, Insecta, Diptera, Culicidae. The transcript has 4 exons. The record is from RefSeq and is a predicted model, not a curated record.
UUCGUUUUUUCCUUUUUUAAACCCAUACAAAUGUCAGCCAAAUCGACAACGGUCAAGUUUAACAAAGCGUCGUGCUAUUACUGCAACGAGUGGUUCGAAAACAAUGAAAUCGAGCCACACAUAGCCGCCUGCGGUCAGGUACUGCAGAAGUGCUCGAACGGCUGCGGAGUGUAUGUCGCCCUGAAGGACAUGGAUCGCCAUCUGAACCGUUGUCCGGCCGGAUUUGGUGAACAGCUGCCCGCCAAUCAGGAGAAGACCCUCGAGCUGGAGCAGGAAAUCAUCGCCCUGAGGGGAACGUUGAAUGACGAAAUUCGGCAGCGCUUGGCUUUGAUUACGGACAUCGGCCAGCUGAAGAAGCGAACGCAGCUGGGCGAUGAGUGGACGGCGAAGGUCGGGGACGUGCUGAACAAGUUGAAGAAGGUCAUCAACGAGGAAACGGACAGCCGGUGCGUGGAUGUCGAACGAUGCAAGGUGGAUAUCAAUGGGUUGAUGAAACAGUUCGAGCGAAUAGAAGCUUGGCGCCUGGAGUUGACUACAAGGUUCAACCAGAUCGAAGGGCAGCUGAAGAAGGAGGUUGAGGUGGAUGGGGAUGGUGGGAAACCGAAGGAUGCGAAGAUGGUGAUGAUCGAGAGUCGGCUGAACUAUUUGCAGUCAGAGGUGGAGAAUUUGCGGCUGGCGCAGAAGCCGCCGCAGCAAAUUCAAGCGGCGCAGUCAAACGGAUCGACGGGAAGAAACAGUGCAGCUAUUGGGGAGCUUGAGAGUAAGAUGGAAACGGUGGACUUGGUUCUGGAGGAUCAUCACAGCUCGAUUCGCAUAUUCCAGGAACAGGUUAAGAAGCAGAUGUUCGAGUUGCGGGGCGAGAUGGAUCCGAUGCGGUUGGUGAUCCAGGAGCAGCUGGACAAGCAAGCCAAGCUGGACUACGAGCUGAAGAGCGUCCUGAACACUGUCAACGAAACGGAAGAUGCGAGUGAGAAGACGCAGAAAACGCUGGAGAAGUACCGUCGGGAAACUUACUACACGAAGCAGAGCUUGGACGAUUUGCAGGUGCACCUGCAGCACCAGGAUAAGCUGGUGGUGAUCCAGAACACCCAAGGGCAUCUGAUUUGGCGUAUCGAUCAGUUCGAUAAGCGCUUCAAAGAGUCGCAGCAGAGCGAGUUCAUGAUGAAGAGUCCAAUGUUUAGCAACAAACCGUUCGGCUAUACUCUGAGGCUGGAGGCCAGUCUCAAUGGGGUCGGUACGUGGCGGGGGCGCAAUAUGAUCGUGGGACUGGUCGUGGUAGGCGGCUACUACGACAACCUGCUGGAGUGGCCGUGCGUACUGAGUGGGAUGAUAGCGCUUCGGGAUCAGCCACAGGAUCGCUCUAAAGCAGCGGUCGAUUAUAGCCGAUCCAUUCUGGCUCGGAGAAAGCAUCAGAACUACGAGAAGAAUCAGUACAUUCACAUUCCGCACCAGGUGCUGCGAUCGGAGCACUACAUCAGGGACGACGCCAUAUUUGUGGAGGUUCGGAUCGAUCAAUAGCAGGCCGUGCCACUGGAAUGUUUGUUUUUAUUUAGCUUCAUAAGUAAAGUUUUGUUUUUUUUUUAUUUGUGUUUGUGUUGUCAAUUUGUGUACGUGUUUAAAAUUUGGAAUAUAUUAACUUGUAAGUUAGAAUUUUACUAAUAUUAAAGAGCAAUAUUUUGAUCCUUGUCGGUAGUACAGGUGGAUUGAUUCUCUGGGAGAGUAGCUGCAUCGUGUUUUGUUUUUGUUUUGGUGUUUACAUUCAUAUUUAAGGUGUAGAUCCGUAGAGGAAAUAAAGCUUUAGAGUUGUGUAUAAGUA